AAAAUCAAUAGUCGCCGCCAUAUUUUUUCACAAAAAACUGCAGACAAAAACGCGUAGACUCCCAAAUAUGUUUAGUUAAAUAAGUUAAUACAGAUAAACGAUUGACAAAAGUGGUUAGAGUGUGCUGCAGCACAUAAGAGCGAUUCGUCACAGUUGCAUUAUCUCAGUUGCAUGCUAUAAACGCUUGGAAAUCGCAAUCUCCGGCAUUUCUGUUCUUCUUCUUCUCAUUCGUGCUGCUGCAGUGUGCGUCCGAGUCCCGCGACUGUGUGUGUUUCUGCGUGUGACUGUGUGUGUGUGUCCCAGUGCUGGUGUUUUUGUGCGAUAAUAAAAUAAUAGAUAGGACGAGGAGCAUGGAAGGAGCACAGGUAUCAUCCCCGUCGGUUGGUGGCCCACGUGGCGGUGGCUUUCGCGGACGCGGGGGAGGCGCUCCCAUGCGCGGCGGAUUUGACCGUGGCCGGGGACGCGGUGGUCGCGGACACUUUAUGGGUGGCAUGCGCGGCGGAAUGGGCGGUGGACCGCCAGGAAUGCAGGGAAUGAUGCCGGGCCCUCCACGCGGCAUGCGAGGACCCAGAGGGGGAAUGGGCUAUCAAGGACGCGGCGGUUACCAGCCUCGCGGCGGCGCUCCGAUGGGCAUGCGAGGAGGACGCCCGCUCAUGUACCAACAACCUCCCAAACAACACACAGGUGCCGACAAUAACAAGACGGUGUCGCCCGUGCCAACAACAGCCACAACGGGAGAGUCACAGGCCGGCGAAGCUGCCGGAGAGCAGGAGACCACAGAUGCCCAGGCCGCGGCGCCAGCAUCUGUGUCCAACAACUCACAUAGCAGCAGUGCUCCAGGCAGCAAUGGUGGUGGAGGAGGAGGGCCUCCACCAUACCUGGGACGCGGGCGUGGACGUGGCGGUCCAUUCAGUGGACGCGGUCGCGGCGGUGGUUAUAAUCCCCAUAUGAAUGGCAGUGGAGGCGGCGGCGGCAUGUACGGUGGUCCGCAUUCCCAUCACAGCAGCUCCAUGGGCGGUGGUCCUGGGGGCGAUCACGGACAAAUGCCACGACGUGGGGCACCCCGUGGCCGAGGCGGGUACAAUCAAGGUAUGAGUCGGCCACCCAUGCAUCACCAUCAGGCACAUAAUCCCAAUACACAAAUUGCACCGGUACCAGCUCUCAAACGUGGCGCACCCGGUGGUCCUGGUCCAAAGCGUGGACGCUACGAGGGUGGUCCCUACGGCCAGCGGCCCAUGACACCCAAAUAUCAUAACUCUCAGCAGCAUAUGGGCGGCGGUGGUGGCGGUAUGUCCUCGCAGUCAUCCUACGGCUCGGCCCCCAGUCAUCAUUCAUCGGCUCAAAGCCACCAUGGCGGCUAUCAGACCCACGACCAGACACAGCAGGUCGAUCCUUAUGCGCAGAGCAGCUACAGCACAUCGACCUCGCAGCAGGGCUACAAUGGCUAUGGCCAGAACAGCAGCAGCUAUGCAGCGCACACAUCUCAGACAAGUGCGCCGGCCAGCAGCAGCUACGCCACCCAUGGCACCGAGUACGAUCAGAGCCAGUAUCAGAGCUACAAUUCAACGGGCUAUGCCGCACAACAGGAUACCCGCUAUCCGUCGUACAGCCAGGACUAUAGCCAGCAGUACGGAUCCACGGCUGUGGAUUACAAUGCGACUGGCCAGACGGACUACAGCCAGCAUGGACAGCAGAGCGCCGCUGGCUACGACGAGCGAGCCUAUGCAGGCUAUGACUCGCAGGCUUAUUCGCAAAACUAUUCAAAUGCCGCCGCUUACUACUAGACAACCGCAUACCCGUCUCCUCACCCGCACCCUAGUGGCCAGGCACCAACCAGACAGAGCAAAUAAACGCUGCGCGUGCUCCGAUGAUGGUCGGCCAAGUAACCAAAUAGAAAAGGGAUUUAAGGGCAGAAAACAAGAAAGUAGAAACAGAAAUCAUGUACGAGUAUAACAGGAGG
Drosophila obscura is the source of this 1960-nucleotide messenger RNA. Its product is annotated as RNA-binding protein FUS. Bases 351 to 1784 code for a protein of 477 amino acids. The transcript is spliced from 5 exons. The record is from RefSeq and is a predicted model, not a curated record. NCBI's taxonomy places the organism in Eukaryota, Metazoa, Arthropoda, Insecta, Diptera, Drosophilidae.